Molecule: messenger RNA, 1361 nt
Organism: Erythranthe guttata (spotted monkey flower)
Lineage: Eukaryota; Viridiplantae; Streptophyta; Magnoliopsida; Lamiales; Phrymaceae
Product: 2-methylene-furan-3-one reductase
Molecular function (GO): zinc ion binding; oxidoreductase activity, acting on the CH-CH group of donors, NAD or NADP as acceptor
Source: RefSeq, a predicted model, not a curated record
GAAAAAUGAAUGAUCAUAUAUGAAUGAGAUAGCAAGUUGAUAAGCAGAGCUAAAGUGAGAGAAAACAAUGGAUUCAAUCCUUUCUUCUACAACCUUCCAACUGAGAAAAUCCUUUCUCUGCUGCAAACACCACCUUCCUCAAUUUUCACCCUUCAAAAUCAGCAUCAAUGCGCCGAAGAAAUCAAACAAUUGUGCGCAGAAGAGACAAUUUUGCCCUCCAACAAUUCGAAUAAUUGCAAGUUCACAGGCGGCUGCGCCUUCCGCGGAAGCCGCGACGAGUUCUUACUCCAUACCGUCGGAAAUGAAGGCUUGGACUUACAGCGAGUACGGCGGCGUUGAGGUGUUGAAGCUCGAGUCAAAUGUUGCUGUGCCGCCGCUGCAGGCGGACCAGGUUCUGAUUAAAGUCGCUGCCGCCGCUCUUAACCCCGUCGAUUUCAAGAGGAGAUUCGGGAAAUUCAAGGCCACCGAUUCCCCCCUUCCAACAGUACCGGGGUACGAUGUUGCCGGAGUUGUGGUCAAGGUCGGGAGUGAGGUAAAGGGCUUCAAGGAAGGAGAUGAAGUAUACGGAGAUAUAAGUGAGAAAGCAUUGGAUGGUCCUAAACAAUUUGGUUCGUUAGCUGAGUACACAGCUGUCGAGGAGAAGUUAUUGGCUCUCAAGCCCAGUAAUCUUGAUUUCGCUCAGGCGGCGGGCUUACCUCUUGCAAUCGAGACUGCCUAUGAAGGUCUAGAAAAGUCGGGAUUUUCCGAGGGGAAAUCUAUUCUUGUUCUUGGUGGAGCUGGUGGCGUUGGCUCUCUCGUCAUUCAGCUCGCGAAACAAGUGUUUGGUGCAUCGAAGGUAGCUGCUACAUCCAGCACUUCCAAGUUAGAAUUUCUAAAAAGUUUGGGAGCUGAUUUGGCUAUCGACUACACCAAGGACAACUUCGAAGACCUACCCGAGAAAUUUGAUGUCGUUUACGAUACAGUUGGGCAGUGCGAUAGGGCGGUGAAGGUGGUGAAAGAAGGCGGCAGCGUGGUGGUGCUAACGGGUGCAGUGACACCGCCUGGUUUUAGAUUUGUGGUCACUUCGAACGGAGAAACUUUGAAGAAGCUUAAUCCGUAUUUGGAGAGUGGCAAAGUGAAGGCAGUUGUCGAUCCGAAGGGGCCGUUUGGUUUCGACAAAGUUGAGGAAGCUUUCUCGUAUUUGGAGACGAACCGUGCCGUUGGAAAGGUUGUUGUUUAUCCUAUUCCUUGAUUAGAAACCAAAGCUAAGGAUAAUUUGGAAAUGUAGUAAAAAUAAAACAAAUAAAUAAAUAAUUGGAAAAAUCACUUGAUCAUUAGAACAAGAAAAGCCAAUUUAUUUAGAAGGCACACUCAUUUAGAAA